CAUCUUUUCCACAUGUGAUGCUGGUGUUGACAGCAUGGGUACUACAAGAGGGCAUACACACUACUCAGACUAUGAUGAAAUUAAUUGCCUGAUUCUUCAGCCUUGUUGGUAUCCACCAUCUCAGCCAUGCAACUUUGCACUGCUCUACUACUCAGCAGCAGGUCAAGUGCUGACCCAGCACCCCUUUGCACCAGUCUUUCAAACCCUGGCCACACUAACUAAUCAACCUGAUUGCUGUUUAUACCAAGAUCUAGACCAUGCAAAGCAACCUGAAUUCAUUUUCAUCCCUGCUGAUGUCAGUGCCUGGUGGAACCAGUCUGGAAAAAGCAUGAAUGAUAAUAUGUGGUAUCCACAGCCAGAAAAGAAGCAACAUACGACUUCACCUGCUGGUGAGACAACUGGUCUAUAAAAACUGUGGAGAUAUCUUUUGCUCAGGGACACAUAACAAACAGAUAUGUGAAUAUGCCAGUGAAGAGGACAAGACAUGACAAUCCCCAGGCUGGAAGGUCACAGGUUCUAACCUGACUGUCUAUAAAUAAUUAACUAGUCUUUUUAUCUUGUGUGGUAAUAAGGUAUACAAAUGGUUCCCACUCAAAUGGUUAGGAUGCUAUAGUCUUGGCUAUCUGACACGCUCUAUUACCAAGUAUUCCACUUUAAAUUCCAGUCAAAUUACAAUCUUGGGCUCUGUUGCUCAUAAGG
This is a messenger RNA of Nycticebus coucang (slow loris), 699 nucleotides long. RefSeq names its product endogenous retroviral envelope protein HEMO-like. NCBI's taxonomy places the organism in Eukaryota, Metazoa, Chordata, Mammalia, Primates, Lorisidae. The transcript has 2 exons. The record is from RefSeq and is a predicted model, not a curated record. The coding region runs from base 35 to 409 and encodes 124 amino acids.